GCUCUGCAGCCGUCUGCAGCCCAGCAGAGUGGAGCGACUGAGGGGCCCAGCUUUCACCAGGGCCUGGUUUGCAUUACUUAUGGUUUGGGGUGGAAACCAGAGGGUGACGUGUGAUUGGCUGAGCAGCAGGGAGGCGGGGCCAACCAAAGGCUGCAGCUCCACAUCUGGAAGUUGUUCCCUUAGUUCAGUCCCAGUUUGUAGAACCACAGCUGAAGAGAAGAUGUCCUUCAUCAACGUAGACGCCGGGUCUGACUUCUCCUUCCACAACCUCCCGUAUGGAGUCUUUUCCACCGACGCCAACCCCAGACAUCGCCUUGGCGUUGCCAUUGGAGACCAGAUCCUGGACCUCAGCAUCAUCAAGUCUCUGUUUCGAGGCCCGGUGAUGAGCAAACAUCAGGACGUCUUCGACCAGCCGACACUGAACGCCUUCAUGGGUCUGGGUCAUGAGGCCUGGACGGAGACCAGGAGGACUCUGCAGACCCUACUGUCAGCUCAGGAGGCCACGCUGAGGGAUGACAUGGGCCUUCGAACCAGAGCGUUUGUCCAUCAGAAUUCAGCCACCAUGCAUCUCCCUGCACACAUCGGCGAUUACACUGACUUCUACUCCUCCAGGGAUCACGCCACCAACGUGGGCAUCAUGUUCCGGGGGAAGGAGAAUGCCCUGAUGCCAAACUGGUUGAGACUUCCGGUUGGAUACCACGGCAGGGCGUCGUCUGUGGUGGUUUCUGGGACCCCCCUUCGUCGACCUUCAGGACAGAUGAGACCGGAUCAGACCAAACCUCCGGUGUUUGGGCCAUCGAAGCAGCUGGACAUCGAGCUGGAAAUGGCUUUCUUCGUCGGAGGAGGGAAUCAACUCGGGGAACCGAUUCCUAUCGACAAAGCCCACGAACACAUCUUCGGGAUGGUCCUCAUGAACGACUGGAGCGCUCGGGACAUCCAGGCCUGGGAGUACGUCCCUCUGGGUCCAUUCCUGGGGAAGAACUUUGGGACGACCAUCUCGCCGUGGGUCGUCCCCAUGGAGGCGCUGAUGCCCUUCGCAGAACCCAACCCGGUCCAGGACCCAGAACCACUUCCCUACCUUCAGCACCAAGACCCGUUCACCUUCAACAUAAAUCUGUUUGUGUCACUGAAAGGUCAGAACAUGACGGAGGCAGCCACCAUCUGUCGAUCAAACUUUAAGUUCAUGUACUGGACCAUGAAGCAGCAGCUGACCCAUCACACAGUCAACGGCUGUAACCUCAGACCUGGAGACCUGCUGGCCUCUGGAACCAUCAGCGGACCCGAUCCGGACAGUUUCGGCUCCAUGUUGGAGCUGUCAUGGAGGGGAUCAAAGAGCAUCGAUCUGGGAGGAGGAGAGAGUCGAACCUUCCUGAAGGACGGAGAUGAAGUGGUUAUUACAGGUCACUGUCAAGCAGACGGAUACAGGGUCGGCUUUGGACCCUGCGCUGGGAUCAUCCUACCUGCCCUGUAGCACUGAACGCACCCUGAAUGCACCCUGAAUGCACCAUGAACGCACCAUGAAGGCACCCUGGUCACAGUGAACCCACUGGUCUUCCGUCCAACCUACGACUGCGUUCUGACCUUCACUAUGGAUGUGGAAUUGGACCAAACUCUGCCCGUACUCUCACAUACUGUUAUUCAUGUUAUCAGCUGCAGUGAAUAAUUGAUGAAGACUCUCAGGUUUAUUGGACUCCAUCUCAGCUCCAUGUGCAGCUACACUGACCUUGUUACUGAAAUCCUCUGCAAUAUUAACCCCGUCCAGACUGAGAUUCUUCUCUAUGGUUCAGCGGUGUUACUGCUGAUCCAGGAUCAGUGUUACUAAUGUUUAUGAUGUAUAUCGGAUCCUUUUUUUUUUUAUUAUAAAGGAAACGUCCAUUU
This is a messenger RNA of Sphaeramia orbicularis (orbiculate cardinalfish), 1878 nucleotides long. RefSeq names its product fumarylacetoacetate hydrolase (fumarylacetoacetase) (gene fah). The record is from RefSeq and is a predicted model, not a curated record. Bases 80 to 1471 code for a protein of 463 amino acids. Gene Ontology annotation, molecular function: fumarylacetoacetase activity. Gene Ontology annotation, biological process: homogentisate catabolic process; L-phenylalanine catabolic process; L-tyrosine catabolic process. The transcript is spliced from 15 exons. Lineage: Eukaryota; Metazoa; Chordata; Actinopteri; Kurtiformes; Apogonidae.